Dreissena polymorpha is the source of this 1319-nucleotide messenger RNA. RefSeq lists its product as uncharacterized. Lineage: Eukaryota; Metazoa; Mollusca; Bivalvia; Myida; Dreissenidae. The transcript is spliced from 3 exons. The record is from RefSeq and is a predicted model, not a curated record. Bases 109 to 1020 code for a protein of 303 amino acids.
UAAGGUGUAAGACAGUUGCACUAAAAAUAAGUCGACAUUCGCCCUUGAAAGCGUAAUGUACAGAAAAUCUCUUAAACUUUAAGUGACAGUAGUGACCAAGCGAACAGAAUGCGCGUUGCAGAAAUGUGUCGGAAUAAAACGACAAUUGCGCUUGUUGUUGUAAUUGUAGUCCUCUGUUGGGUUCUAUUGUUUAAAUCAUUCCGAAGACCAGAGGAGAGGAUGUUUUUCGUGAACGACAACUUUCAGAUUGAAAAAGACGAUGUUACGAAAAAGAACGACAACUUUCAGAUUGAAAAAGACGAUGUUACGAAUAUGCUGAUUGCGCAAAGAAAUAACGUAUCCCGGGCUUUAAAUCUCAAGCAGCAAAAACUUGGUCAACUGGAAUGCGAGAAACUUCAAGGAAAACCAGGUGCAACGAGCGAAACAGGGGGAUGGUGCAAGCAGACUAGCAAAGAAGACAGUGGUGAACAUAAGACCGACAAGAAACUGGUGCCGGUUUUAAUAGACUUUUUCCAAGGAAAGUAUGUAGCCAGUUUCGGUGAUGGCCCAGGUCGCUACAAGCAACUUCUCAGCGAUUCUGGUAAGCUCAUUGGCUACGACGCGUAUGACGGCGCCCCUUACUGUGACAUCACCAGCGAAGGUCGCGUAAGAUUUCUCGACCUAACGCUGCCGCAAUACGGGCUUCCGUUGUAUGACUGGGUCAUGAGUCUGGAGGUAGCCGAGCACAUUCCUGCAGAAUUCCAAUCAGUCUACGUAGACAACAUUAUCCGCCAUGCAAAAGAAGGUAUUCUCCUAAGCUGGGCAAGGCCGGGUCAAGGCGGAUACCAGCACAUAAACGAACGACCUUUUGAAUAUGUUGUUAACCUAUUGGACACUCUGGGCUUCUCGCAUGAUAAGGAUACUUCGGAGAGACUGAGAAAUGCCGCCGAGUUUUCUUGGUUAAGAAACAAUGUCAACGUGUAUAGACGCAAAGCGCCAUAUUCCGAUACAUUCUCAAAGUCUCCGGAGGUAUACAUAUGAACACAUCACCACAAUUUGCUUACUAAGCUUGUCUGGAUUUCAUGACAUUCGUCAUUCAAUCUGGAAUUACACAAAAUAUUGUUAAUUGCGUGUCCCAUACAAUUGAAAUAUAAAGAACAUAUCGCAAACUCGAAAAAGUUCAAAUCUGAUUCCAAGAUUCACACAAAAAGUUUGAAAUCACACGUGGUCAUCAGUAAAUGUAUUGUUACAUCAUGGAAAAUGACAAUCGAAAUGAAACCCACCGAUUGUGAGUCUUUCAGUUUCGCUGAUAUGAAUCGAUAUUAUAUUGAGCAAAAAUU